AUGGAAACCUUCCCAGAAAAGAUUCCAGUUGCUGUAUUUCUCGCUGCUUUAAUGCCUGGUCCAACUUUCAGUGCAAACACCAUCUACACUGAGACAUGUAAUGCAGUAGUACCUGAACUUGAUAAUCGCGUUAUAUAUGACAAUGGACCUGAGAAUCCUCCAACUACCCUCAUCCUAGGUCCCAAGUUUUUAGCAACUAAUCUUUACCAGCUGAGCCCAACUGAGGAUUUGACAAUGGCUACUAAAUUGGUAAGGCCACUAUAUUUGUAUCCUGCGGAAGGGAUUUCUAAGAAGCUUGUUAAAAUUGGUCUCACACCCCAAAAGCUAGUUUAA
Messenger RNA from Capsicum annuum, 333 nucleotides. Its product is annotated as methyl jasmonate esterase 1-like. Gene Ontology annotation, biological process: jasmonic acid metabolic process; salicylic acid metabolic process. Lineage: Eukaryota; Viridiplantae; Streptophyta; Magnoliopsida; Solanales; Solanaceae. The transcript has 3 exons. Gene Ontology annotation, molecular function: methyl salicylate esterase activity; methyl jasmonate esterase activity; methyl indole-3-acetate esterase activity. The record is from RefSeq and is a predicted model, not a curated record. The coding region runs from base 1 to 333 and encodes 110 amino acids.